UAUGAAGUUUUUCUGUUUCAUAAAACAAAUGAUUUAUUUGAUUACAGUCAAAUAAUAUAAAAAAUUUAAAAAUACAAAUCAGUAUAAGUCUUGAAUAUAAAACACAGUAUAUGUUUACCUGUAACCAGGAAAUGCAAUAAAAUGUCACAGCCUCCGUUAGAGAGUAUUAGGGCCUCAUCAUGCCGCAUCUGCUUAACCACCAAGAAACCUUUAUGUCCACUAUUUAGAUAUAAAUUAGCAGGAAAUUAUGCCGAAAUGUUAACAGCUAUUGCAGAUAUAAAGGUUCUACCCAAUGAUGGCCUACCAGAAAAAAUUUGCACGAAAUGCUGCACCAUACUGGAAAGAGCAUAUAUUCUUAAAUCUACAGCAGAAAGAUCCGACAAAAAGAUGAGGAAAAUUAUAUCACAUUCAAAAACAGCAAAUACAAAGAAAAUUGUAUUCAGUACUAUCACUGACAUAAAGGCAGAAAUAGCUCCAUUAGUGAAAGUUGAACCAAAAUGGGAAUUAGAUGUACUUCCACCAAACACCAUACCAAGUGCUGAUAAUAUAAAUGGAAAUGAUAUCGUUAUAGCAAAUACAGUAAUAAGGAAAGUGGAGAAUUGUAAAAAAGAUUCUCAAGAAAUAGAUGAAUUAGAUGAAGAUUUUUUCAAUGACACAGGUUUUGAUAAUGAUGAUGACGAUGACUACCUUCCACCUAAAACACAGAAAUUACAACUGAAGUUCAAAAAACCCAAGCUUAAUGAUGUCAAGGUUUUUAAAACAAAAAAAGGAGUCGUAAGAAGUUUAAAAAUAAACAAAUUUAAGACAGAAAAAGCAGAAGAUAGCGGUGGAGACCAGAAAAAUACGGUUCAAUGUUUUCCUCUGCUUCGGAAUGGUACAAGAGGCCCACCUAUUCUUUUGAAGAGACCAAAGGAUGCGACAGUGAUUCGGUUACCUGCCUAUAACCCGAAAGUAAAGCCAUCGAUACACGAAGGUCACAAUGGUCAAAAACAGAAGGAGAAAAUGGUUUGUCCCAUAUGUGGUAUACUAACAUCUACGCUGGGAAAUCAUAUUGCAACCCAUGAAGAAAAGAAGAAAUUUAACUGCACAGAAUGUUCGAGAUCGUUUGCACAUAAGAGUAACAUGGUAAUUCAUAUGAAAAAGCACACAGGUAUAAAAGAUCAUAUUUGUGAGAUAUGUGGCUCCGGAUUCUAUUCGCAAAAGUCAUUAAUAAGGCAUAAUUUAAUACAUAAAAAUGAAAGGCCAUUCCAGUGUGAUCUGUGCUCAAAGAAAUUUAUAGUUAGGUGUGACCUGAACCGGCACCUCCGCAUCCACGCCGGUUACAAGCCGUACAAGUGCAGCACCUGCACGAUGUCAUUCAACGCGAAACAUCAGCUGCAGAACCACGAGAGGAUGCACACCGGUGAGCGACCGUACACGUGCCAGGUGUGCAGCGUCGCGUUCAGCUACAAGGUGAACCUAAACAAUCACGUGGCGAAGACACACGGCGUCAACCUUAAGUUCAAGUCGAUCCAUACGGUUACCGAUGACGUGUUGCGUCGCGAGAUGGGUAUUGCGAACGAGACCCGCGAGGCGAUCGCACACAUACUGCCGCACCUCACUGACCGGCAGGCUGACCUGCCCGCUGACACUGUGGCCACAACUCGAGACCGAGACCGCGAGCUACUAGCCAAUACUACUAUGAGAAUAUUUUAGUUGAUUGGAAUUAGUAUUAUGUGUUGCGUCGCGAGAUGGGUAUUGCUCACUGACCGCCAGGCCGACCUGCCCGCUGACACUGUGGCCACAACUCGAGACCGAGACCGCGAGCUACUAGCCAAUACUAAGAUGAGAAUAUUUUAGUUGAUUGGAAUUAAUAUUAUGUGUUGCGUCGCGAGAUGGGUAUUGCUCACUGACCGCCAGGCCGACCUGCCCGCUGACACUGUGGCCACAACUCGAGACCGAGACCGCGAGCUACUAGCCAAUACUACGAUGAGAAUAUUUUAGUUGAUUGGAAUUUGUAUUAUGAUGUGAUGCGUCGCGAGAUGGGUAUUGCUCACUGACCGCCAGGCAGACCUGCCCGCUGACACUGUGGCCACAACUCGAGACCGAGACCGCGAGCUACUAGCCAAUAUACGAUGAGAAUAUUUUAGUUGAUUGGAAUUUGUAUUAUGAUGUGAUGCGUCGCGAGAUGGGUAUUGCUCACUGACCGCCAGGCAGACCUGCCCGCUGACACUGUGGCCACAACUCGAGACCGAGACCGCGAGCUACUAGCCAAUAUACGAUGAGAAUAUUUUAGUUGAUUGGAAUUACUAUGAUGACGUGUUGCCAUAAAUAAGAUUGCACCCACUAAUAGUACCAAAGCUGCUCGCUAACACUAUGAUGAAUUAAUUUUUAAUUUUUUGGAAAUAAUUACAAGAAUAUUUUAGUAUGUUGGAAUACAAUUGUUAAUCGAACCAUAAAUAAUAUUGCAGUUACUAACAGUGCCAAAGCUGCUUGCUAAUACUGGGACGAUAAGAUUUUAGCGUACAAUUGUGGCUCGAGCAAUAAAACCUCGAUCCCUGCUCAACAAGCUGUCACAUCGUUUUAAUGUCUGGAAUUCUACAACCGCGCGCUGAUCAAGAAACAUCUUGCCUUAUAACAGCCUCUGUGGAAAAAACUUUCGGCUCCAGUAGUCCUGUAGCUUUAAGGCUGGCAACGCAUCUGGUAUUGCGGGGUGGUCCAUAGUUGGCUGGUCCAUAGUUGGCUGGUUUUUCACUUUCCAUCGGAUUACCCUCUUGGCCAUAUGGCUCUCUGGUUGAAUAUUUUAGUUAAAAAAAAGCAAAUGGCGGCCGUGCAAUAACGCUCCCAUCGUAAGACAAGAAUUAGUGUAAUAUUAAUGUAAUGUGGUUUUAAUAAAUUAUUAUAAUGAUA
Leptidea sinapis is the source of this 2889-nucleotide messenger RNA. Its product is annotated as zinc finger protein 610-like. Gene Ontology annotation, cellular component: nucleus. The transcript is spliced from 9 exons. Bases 142 to 1695 code for a protein of 517 amino acids. The record is from RefSeq and is a predicted model, not a curated record. Gene Ontology annotation, biological process: regulation of transcription by RNA polymerase II. Gene Ontology annotation, molecular function: zinc ion binding; DNA-binding transcription factor activity, RNA polymerase II-specific; RNA polymerase II cis-regulatory region sequence-specific DNA binding. NCBI's taxonomy places the organism in Eukaryota, Metazoa, Arthropoda, Insecta, Lepidoptera, Pieridae.